This is a messenger RNA of Rhizophagus irregularis DAOM 181602=DAOM 197198, 456 nucleotides long. Lineage: Eukaryota; Fungi; Glomeromycota; Glomeromycetes; Glomerales; Glomeraceae. The record is from RefSeq and is a predicted model, not a curated record.
AUGGAUAUAAGUGAUGGUAAUAUUGAUUUUAUUAUUGACGCAACACAUGGUGUCGGGCACAUGUGGGAAAGCAUUGAAGAUGAUAAUACAAUACCAGAAGGAUCUAAGGAAGUGAAAAGAGCGAAAACCUAUCAAAUCCUGGUAGGGACAUAUAAGAGUGUUACUGGUGAAAAUCCAAAUAAAAAAUCUCGAUUGGCACAAAAAGAAACAAAGAAAUGCGAUUGCGAAAGUUACUUUUUUAUUAUAGGCACUUUAAAGAGGCAGAGAGUAUGCCAGUUAAUCAACGAAGCUUUAUGUGAUGUGCCUGUGAGAGACCAGGUUAGAGCUCGUGAACACAGGAACCAUAGUCAUAGUACUUCUAACACAGGAAGUUUUACCAUACAGGCUUCAAUUGACUAUGUAGUCCGCAUAUUUACGGGUUAUGGUGUCCCAUACCGUUUUCGUGUACGUAGAUAG